This is a messenger RNA of Salpingoeca rosetta, 1316 nucleotides long. RefSeq lists its product as uncharacterized. The record is from RefSeq and is a predicted model, not a curated record. The transcript has 5 exons. Bases 192 to 1160 code for a protein of 322 amino acids. NCBI's taxonomy places the organism in Eukaryota, Choanoflagellata, Craspedida, Salpingoecidae.
GCGGCAACCACCCAAGACCAAGCAAGAAGCAAGCAAGUAAGCCAGCAAAACAAGCAGCAAGCAAGCAAGCAGCCAGAGAACGCAGUGCAACCACCACACAGCAGCGCAGUGAGAAGCACGGACGGUUAGCAAGCAGCACGUUCACUGCAAUUUGCGUGUGCACUUCUUGCGCGGCGGUGAGGAAGAAGACGAUGAUGGCGCUGAGGAUGGCUGGCCAACACGUUGUUGGCAGGCGUGGGUGUGCAUGUGCGUUUGCGCAUGGGUGCUCUAUUGCCAGUGGCACACAUGCACGGAGCUUCAGCAGAAGCACGAGUGGUUCGUCGGCGUCCUUGGUAUCGUGGGGUGCGAGCGAUGGGCUGGGGCUUGGCGUUGGCCGAUCCGCCGCGGAUUAUCCGCUCUACCUGCCUUACUUUGUGGAUGUUGGCGCCAACAAGCUUCCAACCAAAGUGGCAGUGGGAACGAACCAUGCUGCAGCCAUUAUCCAAGAUGCAAUAGACGCAACAUCUUCGCCACAGCUCUUCAUGACAGGCUUGAACACACAACGGCAACUUGGAUCCACCACAAAUGAUCAGAUGCUCACCACCUUCAAAGCGAGCGCACUUCCCGAUGAUGCAGUUCCACGCGACGUGGACUGUGGCCGCUGCCACUCUGUCGUCGUCUCGGAUGCCGGGGUGUUUGCCACGGGCCUCAACUCGCUCGGCCAGUGCGGCGCGGGCGCUUCCCUGCGCACCCUGCCGACGUGGCAGCGCGUGUAUGACGGCGAUGUUGACGAUGUGGUCUCUGUGACGUGUGGCCUCGACCACACGCUGCUGCUGCUGAAGGAUGGCACCGUCCUUGUCUCUGGCUGGACAGCCGACGGUCAAACAGGGUUGCCUGGGAUGACUGCAAAUGCACACACGUUUACGCGCAUUCCCGGGUUGGAAGGCGUCAUCUCUGUAUCCGCAGGCGCCGACACGACGCUCUUCCUCACACAGGCGCUGGAUGAUGGCGCGUACACGUGGGGCACCGGCGCCCUCGGCUCUCACGGUCACGCGGACAACAACCACCACCCGCACGCGAUUGUGUCCACGCCAACCCGGCUCGUGUGCGGGCGUGUGCUGGGCGCUGCGUGCGGCAGCGAGGCAUCCAUCCUCAUUGUCACCCCGGAAGGCAGUCAGUAGCUACAGUGUGCGCAUCAAGGCCCAUGGGAAAUGCAUUGACGCAAGGCAGGCUAAGUUGCCACAGCGACCACCCCACCCCGUGUUCAAACCAUGUCAUUUCACGUGUCUAUACCAUACAUCGUGGAGGCCAAGUAUAAACAACACACAAUCGGUCAA